UCGAGAGAGUUUGUGCUCGCUCCGAAGUCGUGGUGGUCACUGGCCGGCGUCAGAGGUAUCCCACAGCCAGCGCACCAUGCCCGCCGUCAUCGGGCGAGCCAACUGGGGCGCUUUACUGUGGACCCGUGGACAUGCCGCGAGACCUGGAGAAAAUCGCCUCCGCAAUGCUGCGAGUCACUCUUUCUCAUAUUCUGCCCUUGCCGCCUGGCAUCCAUCGCGCCUGCAAUUUCCUCCCGCAAGCAUGACCGCCUCGCAGCAGCACCGCAGCUUCGGCGCCUCGGCCGCCCAGCGCAGCUUGAACAUCAACAACAUCAAUCCCCACGUCAAAGAGGCCAAAUACGCCGUGCGUGGCGAACUGGCUAUCAAAAGCGAACAGUAUCGGGCACAACUUGCUAAGGGCGAGGGCCAACACCUACCUUUCGAUUCCGUCAUCAGCGCCAACAUCGGCAACCCCCAGCAGCUGGAUCAAAAGCCGAUCACCUUCUUCCGUCAGGUCGCCAGCUUGGUGGAGAACCCGGAGCUGCUCGAGCAUGGCGAUGUACUUCAGAAGAGCCUGGGUUACAAGAGCGAUGUCAUUGAGCGUGCCAAGACGCUGCUCAAGGACGUCAAGAGCGUGGGCGCAUACUCGCAGUCUCAAGGUGCACCAGGCAUUCGCAAGAGCGUGGCACAGUUCAUCGAGAGAAGAGAUGGCUAUCCUGCCGACCCGGAGAAUAUCUAUCUGUGCGCGGGCGCCAGCGCCGGUGUCAACGCACUCAUGAAUGUCAUCUGUGACGGCCCUUCGACAGGCGUGUUGGUUCCCAUCCCUCAGUAUCCCCUCUACACCGCGACUCUCAGUCUGCUCAAUUCACAAGCCGUACCAUAUUACCUGGACGAAGAAUCACGAUGGAGUACAGAUGUGGAGGCUAUGCGCUCAGCUCUCAAGACUGCACGGGACAAGGGUAUUGACGUGCGGGCGGUGGUUGUGAUCAACCCAGGAAACCCCACGGGUGGCUCCUUGGACGCUGAGCACAUUCGUGCAGUGCUGCAAUUGGCAGCCGAAGAAAAGCUGGUAGUGCUCGCCGACGAGGUAUAUCAGACCAACGUCUUCGAGGGCACUUUCACGAGCUUCAAGAAAUGUCUGCGGGAGCUGCAAGCGAGCGAGCACAACAAGGAGGGCAAAUUUGACUUCCUGGAAUUGGCCAGCUUACACAGCAUCAGCAAAGGUAUGGUGGGAGAGUGUGGGCACCGUGGCGGAUACUACGAAAUGGUCGGCUUUGAUCCCGAGGUCGUUGCGCAAAUUUACAAAUUCGUCAGCAUCAUGCUGUGCCCGCCUGUUGUCGGGCAAUGCAUCGUAGAGCUGAUGGUGAAUCCACCAAAGCAGGGCGAGCCCUCGUACGAGCUCUACCGCCACGAAUAUGAUGGCAUCUUCAACAAUCUGCACGACCGAGCGCAGGCUCUCUACAAAGCGUUUGCGGAGAUGGAAGGGGUGGAAUGUCAGCCGCCACAAGGUAGCAUGUACCUGUAUCCCACCAUCAAUCUUCCUGCCAAGGCCAUUGAGGCAGCACAAAAGGCAGGAAAGCACCCUGACGACUUUUACUGCCUGGAGCUAUUGGACGCGACGGGCAUUUGCAUUGUGCCUGGCUCUGGAUUUGGACAGAAGGAGGGCACGCUGCACUUCCGCACCACGUUCUUGGCUCCUGGAACGGAGUGGGUGUCUCGCAUCACGAGCUUUCACCAAAAGUUCAUGGACAAAUAUCGAUGACGAGAUUUCAUGUCUAUUCACUAGGGCGAGGCGUUGGGGCUCCAAUUCAUUUGCACCCAAGUGCUCGGUGCAUGGUUGCACGGCAUGUGACUUUCCAUAGAUUGAGCGGCCACCAAACAUCAUAAGCUGCGAAUGAUAGCAUGAGAAAAUUGCAAAAUUGCCCAA
Messenger RNA from Cercospora beticola, 1906 nucleotides. RefSeq lists its product as uncharacterized. Gene Ontology annotation, molecular function: pyridoxal phosphate binding; L-alanine:2-oxoglutarate transaminase activity. NCBI's taxonomy places the organism in Eukaryota, Fungi, Ascomycota, Dothideomycetes, Mycosphaerellales, Mycosphaerellaceae. The record is from RefSeq and is a predicted model, not a curated record. Gene Ontology annotation, biological process: biosynthetic process.